This is a messenger RNA of Cuscuta campestris, 1801 nucleotides long. The record is from the annotation of a GenBank genome assembly. Lineage: Eukaryota; Viridiplantae; Streptophyta; Magnoliopsida; Solanales; Convolvulaceae.
GACCACGUGCUCUUCAUCUCUUACUUCAUUCUAUAAAUUCUCCAUUUCGACUUCUUCGUCUCCGCAGUGUCCCGCGUCUACGACUAGUGGCAACGAUUUGUCCAGCUGCAGCUGCAACUCCGUGAAUUCUCGAAAUGGAAACGCCUAUAUUCAUCUUUCCCUCAAGCGAAUGUACAGAGGAUAGCGGGCCUAAGAAGGAUAUUCCUCCGCCAGAGGAAUUCUACGGGUUCACGCUUAGUGAUUGUGAGCUCGCAAUUAUGGCUGACGACAAGGAGAGAUUUCUAGAUGCCAUCAAUGGAGAAAAUGGCAGCUUACCACCUACCGUGAGUCUAAGGACUAUCAAUCUUGAUCUAUUUAUGAACGAUGCUUCAAAAUGUGCCGAAGCAGUGCUAGAAGGAAAAGCCAAACCACUGACUUCCAGUCAGGCUUUUUGUUUUGAUGGGUUUUAUGAGCUUCACAAUGCUGCAAGAUAUCGGUCCCUCAAAAUCACGAGGUUGUUCGUUGAACAUGACAAAAAUAGAGCCAUGUCCAAUGCUAGAUGUGAUGCCAGGCUGGGUUUCUGUGAAGCUAAGGUGCUUCCUCUCCACAUUGCACUUGCAAUUCCUGCGAAUGGACUUGUCUUUGCUGAUUGGGAUGAUAGAAAUGGAGGCAGUGACGCCUUUAAGCUUAUCUGUAGACUUUGUGCUCCAAGUAUGAGGCACCGUUUGGAGAUUGCGAGAUUGAUCGCCCUGAAGACAAAUAAGAUUGAAAAGGAAGCCCUUAAUUAUGCAAUGGAAGGAAAAGUUGUUGAAUUUGCUAUUCUGUUGAUGGUAGCCUCUGAAAAAGUGUUGAGGACACCACUGUCUCCAGAGAUUAAGAAUGAUACACGUGGAACUUUAUCAGGCGAAAUCUUUUUUUUGUUUUCGGAUUUGGCUGCAACACUGGCUCAAAUUCAACAAAAGGGAAGUUGCAAUACAAGUGAGUUGCAAAAGUGCAUGGAGAAAAAGGUCAAGCUUAAGCAAAUAUUGGUAUUGCUCCAAAUAUUUGAGACAAUCGGGGACAAACUUGCUAAGUAUCUUCAGUUUGAACAAGCCAAACCCUCUUUUGUGGAGGUUACUCGACAUGUGGGUCACAUCUUUGAGGAAGGCGGAAUUCAUUCUCGGUUUGAGGUGGUAGAAGAGGAUCCAAUGAAUAAAAAGUAUUAUCGGCAAAUAAUUGGUUCCCCACAUGGAAGAGGUGAAAACGGUAUUGUGCAUAACGUUCUUCCAUCCCGAUUAUCCCUUGUUAAUCCUCUUCGCUAUGAUCUGGUAUGUGCCAUGUUGGGUUUUUUUGGGUUCAUAUCUUUGCUGUCUUAUUUAUGAAGUUAUAGUUUCUUAUUUUAUUCACAUAAGUUGCAUUUGCUGUGGGGAGAUUAGUGUUCUGUUUUCACUCAUUUUGAUUUCUGGGGUCGUAAAGAGCCCCAAAUCUAAAAUUAAAUAAUUAUUUCUUUGUAUCGACGGUUUCUCCCAUCUUCCGUUAACUUCAUCCCUCCAACAUCUCCGUUUCUUUUCAUCAGAAGCCGCCGGCUGCCAGCGGCGUUCUCUAUUUCUCUUCUCAUCCCAAGCUGCCAGCGGAAUCAGGAUCUCAUCCCAGAAUACGGAAGGUAGUAUUUCACCUGUUUGUUGAUCAUCAGUGGUGGAGGCUGGGCUAUUGAAGAGUGAUUUCACAAUUGUAGGAAAAUAUUAUUUAUUUUUAAAACAGAUUAAUAAGCAUUACAAACUAUUUUAUUAUGUUACGAUUUCCUCCCGGUACACCCAUUUAAGAAUGAAACUUUACUAGACAU